UUUUUUUAGAAAAAGUAGGCAGAGGCAAUCGAGUUCAGUACUUUAAAAAUAGGAUAGGGUGUUUCUAACUAGGUUAUUUAGAAACGACAGGAAGGGUGACAAUGACCGCGACGACUUCGUAUGUGAACUCGUCGGCUUAUGGAUUCUGCGUAUUGGCAGCGGAGCGAUUGCCCGAGAUCAGACAGCAACUAUUGCAAGCUGCAGCGCGCUUCGGCGAGGAUCAGCUCCGUGGGACCAUUUUGCUGUCCACAGAAGGCGUGAAUAUUCGACUAUCGGGGUCGUCAGAAGCUGUGGAGGCCAUGAAGGUCGCGAUCACUGGCUUACACCCGGAAAUUCGCGGUUUGGAGUUUAAAGACUCGUACUCCGAGCGUAUGACGCUGCCGAGAAUGUUGGUGAAGAUAAAAAAGGAGGUGAUCUCUAUGGGCAUGAACGAAGUGAACCCGGCGGUCGACGGACUAGCUGCACACAUUUCAGCUGAAGAGUUCAAGACGUGGAUGGAUGACGACAAGGAUAUGGUCAUCUUGGACACGAGGAACGACUACGAAGUAAGAUUGGGCACGUUUGAGAACGCAGUAGACCUGAACAUUAAGAGUUUCCGCGCGUUUCCAGAUGAAGCGCGGACGCAACUACAGCAGGUACCUAAGGAGAAACCCAUCGUGAUGUUCUGCACUGGUGGAGUGCGGUGUGAGAAGGCGUCGUAUGCAUUGCUAAACGAGGGCCACAAGGAGGUGUAUCAGCUGGAUGGCGGCAUCCUCAAGUAUUUUGAGAAAGUGGGCGGUGCUCAUUACAAGGGUGACUGCUACAUCUUCGACGAUCGUGUGGCGCUCAAGCCGGAUCUCACCGAGGCGGCGGUCGUAUCCUGUUUUACGUGCCGCAGUCCUCUGACAGAAGACGACCAAGGAUCUUCGGAUUAUGAACCGAACAAACACUGCCCGUACUGCAAGAAUGGCAAGCAGGACUUCCGGCAUCUAGGCAAGCAGCAACCAUAGCAACCAUAGUUAGUUGCUGAAGGUGAUGCGGCCAAUGGGAGCAGCGUGGAACCCACUUGCAAAUAAAGGAAAACUGUCUACGCUGAAAAGCAAAGGCUUCAUUGUGGCCGUUAGGGGUGAUAUCUUUAAAGCUAUGGAGACACAAUAAUGGCCCAUGUAUACAUGCAGGGAUUCUCAAUCUCAAGUUGAGAUUUCCCAACGACAUUUUGUCACCCAGCCAAAACAUCGACCACCGAGAUGGCUACACUUAA
Messenger RNA from Phytophthora nicotianae INRA-310, 1240 nucleotides. RefSeq lists its product as hypothetical. The coding region runs from base 102 to 989 and encodes 295 amino acids. NCBI's taxonomy places the organism in Eukaryota, Oomycota, Peronosporomycetes, Peronosporales, Peronosporaceae. The transcript is spliced from 2 exons. The record is from RefSeq and is a predicted model, not a curated record.